ACCACCGCACAUCUCCAUACGUCAUACGUGACACGGCUGACACCUGAUCCUCCGUCUGUCCUGUUUAUCCGUGGUUACAUUACCCGGGCACAUCAUGGCGCCUACUGACACGUCCCUCCUCUUUCUCCUGUCGUGCUUUCUAAACCCUUCUGGAAGUUUUCAGGUUACGCCAGUGACAAACUACACGACCGCGGAAUGGAACCCCCAGCCGCUCCCAGUCGACUACCUCGCGACGAGCUACACUCCUUCCUGGGUUCCGAACAUGAAGAAGAAGCUCGUCAACUACAACCGAAACCUUCGACCCGGAUUUGGAGGACCACCACUCUUGGUACGGAUGAGUCUAGACGUGGUUAGCAUUGAUCACAUCUCAGCUGUCGACCUCGAUUUCACCAUCUGCAUCCUGCUGAGACAAUACUGGAAGGACGAGCGGCUGGCCUUCACGGGGACCAACGAGAGCAUCAGUCUGGACGGGCGGCUGGUGGAGUACCUCUGGGUACCGGAUACGUUCUUCCCCAACUCCAAGUUCUCGUUCCUCCAUAACGUCACCAUGGCGAACAGGCUACUCCGGCUGUGGCCGGACGGGUCCAUCGUGUAUGGACAAAGGGUAACAGUUAUUGCUGAAUGUAACAUGGACUUGAGGAAAUACCCUUUGGACAAACAGAACUGUAGCCUACACCUUGAGAGCUAUGGCUACACUACUGAAGACAUGAUUUACAAGUGGCUGAAGGGAGACGAGUCUGUGCGAGGAUUGCAGAACCUCCAGGUGGCACAGUUCACCGUGAAGAAUCACCAAACAAAAGAAAUGAUAGCAACCUACGAGACAGGAGCGUACCCACACGUGGCCUUCAGUUUCCGCCUGACGAGGGAAGUAGCUUACAUCUUCCUGCAGAUGUACGUCCCCUCCACUCUGCUGGUCAUGAUCUCAUGGGUCAGCUUCUGGAUCAACAAAGACUCUCCGCCAGCCCGGGUCUCACUGGGUAUCACCACGGUUCUUGCUCAGACCACCUUUGUGACGUCAGCACGCGCCUCCCUGCCGAAGAUCUCGUACAUCAAGGCCGUGGACGUCUAUCUCCUGAUGUGCUUCUUCUUCGUCUUCGCCGCGCUGGGAGAGUACGCCGUCGUCAGCUUCGAGUCCACGCGAAGGAAACGCAAAGCAGCGAAACGAGAGAAGGAAAUUCAGAAUCAGCGGGAAAGGGAGAUAGCUCAACGAGCCGCGUUCGUUGAUCAAAUUUUCCAAGUUCAUCCCGACGGAAAGUUGCCUGUCAGUGUUGAACUUCUGGCAAGAUCCACCUGGCUUACCAAACAGGCUUCCGCUUACGCAAAUCAAGAGCUGCAGAUGCCCAGCCCCGAGCCAGAGCGGCAGUCCUGGAGCACGAAGGAGGAAGGAAGCUCCAGCGGGAUAUCGGAGGAGACCAAGGCUCGUAGGAUGGCGAAGAUCAGAGAAAAGGUGGCCAGAAUCCAGAGAGUUUCCUUACAUGACAUACAGGACGUAGAUAACAUAGACAGAUACUCGAGGCUUAUUUUUCCAAGCACCUUUAUGUUUUGUGUUGUCCUGUACUGGACCAUCUAUUUGCUGAAAAUGUAAGUUGUAAGUUCAAAAUUGGAAAUUGAACAUUUGAUCAAGAUUCCUGCAAGCGAUUUUAGGAAUUA
Branchiostoma floridae (Florida lancelet) is the source of this 1650-nucleotide messenger RNA. Its product is annotated as gamma-aminobutyric acid receptor subunit pi-like. Bases 95 to 1585 code for a protein of 496 amino acids. The record is from RefSeq and is a predicted model, not a curated record. Gene Ontology annotation, cellular component: membrane; neuron projection; GABA-A receptor complex. Gene Ontology annotation, molecular function: extracellular ligand-gated monoatomic ion channel activity; neurotransmitter receptor activity; GABA-A receptor activity. The transcript is spliced from 10 exons. Gene Ontology annotation, biological process: signal transduction; regulation of membrane potential; monoatomic ion transmembrane transport. NCBI's taxonomy places the organism in Eukaryota, Metazoa, Chordata, Leptocardii, Amphioxiformes, Branchiostomatidae.